This is a messenger RNA of Saimiri boliviensis boliviensis (Bolivian squirrel monkey), 9994 nucleotides long. RefSeq names its product potassium voltage-gated channel subfamily A member 2 (gene KCNA2). Lineage: Eukaryota; Metazoa; Chordata; Mammalia; Primates; Cebidae. Gene Ontology annotation, molecular function: delayed rectifier potassium channel activity; protein binding. The record is from RefSeq and is a predicted model, not a curated record. Gene Ontology annotation, cellular component: membrane; dendrite; voltage-gated potassium channel complex. Gene Ontology annotation, biological process: potassium ion transmembrane transport; action potential; protein homooligomerization.
GUUCCCCGCCCGGCUGCGGCGCCCAGAGCGGCUGCGGGGCACCCGGCGGCACAGCCUGCAGCGCGGCAGGCUCGGGCUGAGUUCCGGGCGGGCGAGCGGUUGCCGACUACUGCCGUCUGCUUGGCAGGUCCCGGACCGGGGAGUCCAAGGGGAACUUGCACCCGGCUCAGGAAGAGUGCACGGAAUGGGCUCGGGACCCUCCUGGGCGUGCGUGGCGCGGGGCGGAGGGUACAGGGAGGAGCUGGUGGGUGGUGGGAAGUGCCGCUGGCAGCAUAACCGUGUCUGGUAAAUAGCGCGGGUUGGUAGGACAUGAACCACUUGGGACGGCCGGGCUGCGUCCGCCUCUCCGGCGCAGAAUAACAAACGCCUUUGCUGCAGAGAAGGGCUUUCCCCUUUCUCGCUGGGGCCGUGGGCUGCCGCGGAGCCCCCGCGCUUGAAAGGAAGCUGAGAUCUGGGGCAGCAGCGUGGCGCAGGCUACACCCCACGCCCAGAGAUCAGGCUCCGGGAUUUUUGGGUGGAGUCGGAGCCUCGGUGGUCCCUCGGCUGGACCCGGGGGGCAGGAGAGCUGAGCUGCGCUCGGGCCGGCAGCGGGAGCCGACCGCGCGGGCAGGAGGGGGUUAAGGUGGCGCUAGCUGCGGCGGCCAGCGGGAGGGUCUGGUCCUCGGCGCAGAGGCGAGCAGUGAGCGCGCCGGACGGAAUCCCAGCCGGAGCCCGGGGCCAUGGGGAGAGGGCCCAGACCCCUCCCCGCCCUGGGGCCGGCGGGAUUGGGUCGGCAGGGGGCCAGUCCGGAAGCCUGCUUCCUUCAGGCUCCCCCUCUCGCUGCUGCCAAACCGCCUUGCAGCUAGGCAGGCUGAGCGUUUUGUUCUGUGCUCCCUGCUGAGGAGAUACGAGGGAUUUUCUCUUGGGGGAGAAAUCAGUGGUCGAGCGCCUGCCCAGCUCAAAUGCCACCCGGCUCAGAGAGAGGCCUGCGGCCCGGGGAUCCCGGAAGGAGAGCAACGUCACACCUCCUGAGGACAGCCAGGACUCCAGCUUUUGCUGAGCUUUGCAUCUUGCUUCCUUCCUUCCAAAGACUCCAGACACAGGCUCAGCUGUCUUCGAGUCCCGCAUGCCCCUGGCCAGGCACCUCAGCGCCCAUCCAGCCCAGCCCAGUCCUAGAGCUCACCUCCAGGACCCAGAGUCUGCCCUCCUGCCCAGAAUGACUCACCAUUAUUUCUAGUUCAAGUGAGAAGAUGUGAUGGGGAGUUGGGCUGCCUGUUUGUGCAUCUAACAUUCCCGCAGCUUCUGAUCAGCUCUGCAAGGAAGAGAGCUUCAGGUUCCUGUCUGGUCAGCCAAGCGAGGCUGUCUCUCCAGCUCCCAGAGAGCUCUCGGGGCUCUCCUGCAGGAGCCCAGGCCAAUGCUCCUGUGCUUCCUGGGGCCAGUAGCAGCAUCCUGAGCUCCCUGCCGCCAGGCAGCUGAAAGGCAUAGCGUGAGGCACUUCUCUCAGUCCCAAUUAUGACAGUGGCCACCGGAGACCCAGCAGAUGAGGCUGCUGCCCUCCCUGGGCACCCACAGGACACCUAUGACCCAGAGGCAGACCACGAGUGCUGUGAGAGGGUGGUGAUCAACAUCUCAGGGCUGCGGUUUGAGACCCAGCUAAAGACCUUAGCCCAGUUUCCAGAGACCCUCUUAGGGGACCCAAAGAAGCGAAUGAGGUACUUUGAUCCCCUCCGAAAUGAGUACUUUUUCGAUCGGAACCGCCCUAGCUUUGAUGCCAUUUUGUACUACUACCAGUCUGGGGGCCGACUGAGGCGACCUGUGAAUGUGCCCUUAGAUAUAUUCUCUGAAGAAAUUCGGUUUUAUGAGCUGGGAGAAGAAGCGAUGGAGAUGUUUCGGGAAGAUGAAGGCUACAUCAAGGAGGAAGAGCGUCCUCUGCCUGAAAAUGAGUUUCAGAGACAAGUGUGGCUUCUCUUUGAAUACCCGGAGAGCUCAGGACCUGCCAGGAUUAUAGCUAUUGUGUCUGUCAUGGUGAUUCUGAUCUCAAUCGUCAGCUUCUGUCUGGAAACGUUGCCUAUCUUCCGGGAUGAGAAUGAAGACAUGCAUGGUGGCGGGGUGACCUUCCACACCUAUUCCAACAGCACCAUUGGGUACCAGCAGUCCACUUCCUUCACAGACCCUUUCUUCAUUGUAGAGACUCUCUGCAUCAUCUGGUUCUCCUUUGAAUUCUUGGUGAGGUUCUUUGCCUGUCCCAGCAAAGCCGGCUUCUUCACCAACAUCAUGAACAUCAUUGACAUUGUGGCCAUCAUCCCCUACUUCAUCACCCUGGGGACAGAGUUGGCUGAGAAGCCAGAGGACGCUCAGCAAGGCCAGCAGGCCAUGUCACUGGCCAUUCUCCGUGUCAUCCGGUUGGUAAGAGUCUUUAGGAUUUUCAAGUUGUCCAGACACUCCAAAGGUCUCCAGAUUCUAGGUCAGACCCUCAAAGCCAGCAUGAGAGAAUUGGGCCUCCUGAUAUUCUUCCUCUUCAUAGGGGUCAUCCUUUUCUCUAGUGCUGUCUACUUUGCAGAGGCCGAUGAGCGAGAGUCCCAGUUCCCCAGCAUCCCAGAUGCCUUCUGGUGGGCAGUCGUCUCCAUGACAACUGUAGGCUACGGAGACAUGGUUCCGACUACCAUUGGGGGGAAGAUAGUGGGUUCCCUAUGUGCAAUUGCAGGUGUGUUAACUAUUGCCUUACCGGUCCCUGUCAUUGUGUCCAAUUUCAACUACUUCUACCACCGGGAGACAGAGGGAGAGGAGCAGGCCCAAUACUUGCAAGUGACAAGCUGUCCAAAGAUCCCAUCCUCCCCUGACCUAAAGAAAAGUAGAAGUGCCUCUACCAUUAGUAAGUCCGAUUACAUGGAGAUCCAGGAGGGGGUAAACAACAGUAAUGAGGACUUUAGAGAGGAAAACUUGAAAACAGCCAACUGUACUUUGGCUAACACAAAUUAUGUGAAUAUUACCAAAAUGUUAACUGAUGUCUGAUUGAAACCUCUUACCAUACUCACAGCUCAAUGGAACUAAUGCAGAUGUUGCAUAAUACCCUGCAUUGUAGUCAGUGUGUUCUACAGUGUGUAUCUGGUUCUGCAUGGAAAGCAAUAGUUGUGCAAGUGACUUUUGAUCUUUUGACUUUUGAUUUAGGACACAGAGUAUCUAUCAUGGCUUUCAUGCACAUCCUCAUCACUGGCUUAUGAGUUUCCAAAGAUGGGAGUCACCUAUCGAGCUAGGAUUUCAGAAAGACACAUUGAGGCCACCGCAUAUCCAAUACACAGUGCACCGUAUCAGUGCCACCAUUCCUUCCUAAUUAAGUGCACACAACAUCCAGGAGAUGCACUCCCCUCCCUGCUAUCCCACCACCCCAUCUGAGCCCACCUGCCCUUUCACAGAGGAACACAAUCAUGGCUUAGCUUUAAAUAUCUGGUGUUUAUUCAAAAGGUCAUUCUCAUUUUCGCAUUGAAAAGAACACACAGUCCUGUGUGUUGGAAUUACUUUCUGUGUCACAGGCUGGGGUUUGUGAAUUGCAGUUGCCAAGUAGACGCUCCGGAGGCUUGUGUUUCAUAACGGAAAAUGCUGCAUUCUGCUUUUUCUCUGCAGUGUCGAUGUGAGGGAAGCCCGGGGGAGGGACAGUUAGUGUGACCAAAUAUGAGUUGUCAAGUUUCACAUUUGUUCCCUUAGGCCUAUGGGGAGAAGCUAACAAACCAACGGACCUCUAAGCCUCUGAUUUCACCAUUUUUGCAGGCUUCAGGGUCACAAAAACAUGUCUGGUUUCUUACUAGAGUUUGCAGACAUCUGCUUUCUUACUGAUGUGGCCCAGCUACACUGACACUGCAGUGAAAUUUACCAGUGAUGCGAUAGAGCUGCAUGGGUGUUUGUUGCAUGAAUCUCAAUAUUUAAAACAGGAGAUAACCUAUUUUCCUAGUAGCCUACACAGUAUUAAUAUUUAGAGUAUUAAUAGCCUUGAAAUGGUCUUGAACUAGGGAUUUUUUACCAUCAGAAGGUAAAAAUCCCUCCAUCAGGGGAAAAACCAUGGACUAUUUGGAAUGGAACUAAAACUUCUGUCCCCCCAGCCUACCUAUCCCUGUUCUUCUAAAUGGGAAUGCAGACCUCUGCAAAGCCAGGAGAGUGAGCAGGGAAGGCAGCGUCUGAACACCUCACAUGACUGCACCUUAGCAUUAAUCUAGUCAUGGGCAUGACUACCCAGUGGACCAGGGCAUCUGGUCCUGACGACAGGCAGGUCUGUGGAUUCAGUGUAUAUAAAUAUAUAUCGAGUAUCUCUCUUUCACGCGUUCCUCUACCUAGCUAGCGAUAGGAAAAAAAAUUGCAUUUGAACAUUGUACAAGCUUAUGCAAUAUUUUUGACACAGGGCAAUUUAUGCAUGUGUUUGACUAUGUGCACUAGGGUGUAUAUAUAUACAUACAUAUGUGUGUAUAUGUAUAUAUACACACACAUACAUAUAUAUAUACAUAUAUAUAUAUUCAUUUUCUGGAGUUCAGGUUUAGGAGCAAAUCCACUGCUUGGUGGCUUGGCUGUCUAAGAGGCCUAACGGGUUAAUCUGUCUCAUUGGUAACCCCACUGGGCCUGGGUUUGCAGCCAUCGCCUCAGACACUCUGGUAUCCGUGGAUUCUUAGACGUUAGAAUUGUCUUUCUGCCCUCCAUGUGCUGCAGCUUCAGUUUCCAUGGCUGAAGCUUGUCUUACUGAGUGCACAAGGGCCCUGUGGCCCUCACAGUUCCAGCUGUCCUGGGCCAGACCCACCCCGGGCCUCCGCUCUAUAGUCUGUCCUCUUCAUCAUCUCCAUUCUCACCUUUUCUCACACCACUUGGAUCUUAUCGUCAUUUGGCUCUGCAUCUGUCACUUUGACAAACCUUUCCCUAAAGAGCCAGAAUGGAUCCCCUGCUUUGAAACCAAGGACACCAACGAGUAAGACUCCCUGGGACCAAAUUCCACUGAUCUGGACUUAAAGGGAGCCUCUUCUAUGUGGAAAUGUUUGAGGUCCAGAGCUAAGGGAUGGAGUCCCUAGAUGAUCCAAAGGCAUCAUUUUGAUCUCCAGACCCAAACUCUCCUCCCAUUGAACUGGCAACCAGAACUGCUUUUUAAAAGGAACCAGUGGUGUAAAGAAUCAUUUCCCACCCCCAAGAACAGGUAGAGUGCAAAUGAGCACUGCAGAGCUCAAAGGUAGACAAUAGCUUGACCCCAGAAUGGCUUCAGGUUGGGGGCUUUUUACUCACCACACUGGCUUCUUUGUCUCUUGACAGAGUGGCUUAAAUUUCCUGAACAGUGAAUUGCAGGGGUUGGGCUGUGUAGGAGUGGCUUCGGCCCAGGCCUCACUGCUGCUUAGUUAGCACCUACAGUUUUCUUGGGGCAUGGGGCACCAGCUCAGGGUGCUAGGCCCAGGGUGCUCAUUAGUGCCUGGUCACCCACAUCCCCAGGUAUCUGCAGGAUAUCCCAUGGCCAGCACAAAGCCUCUGUGCUUCUCUUCCUCUCCUUCAUGGGAGGUGGUGCUGAAUUUCCAAGGCGUGGGGUGGGAAGGGACACAGACCUUUGGAAAACAGAAGGUAAAGCAACCCGUAUCUGAGGCCUAGGUCAGAGGUAGAUAUCUUAUCACAGUGUUCUUGGCCCAGGACUCUAAAAUGUUCACACACAGUCAUGCACGUUCACCACAAAAUAGACACACAGUUGCCACACACAAGUAUAAAACAUGCAACACGUGCAAAAUACAGACAGACCAAGUUAACAUAAAAGCAAACACAGAAGAUAUAUGGUUAUAACUGUCUACAAAAUAUGCACAUUCUGCAUAGAUACAUAAUUUCCACAUAACAUAGACAAAAGACAAACAUGCACCACAUACAAACAUACAGCCUGCAACUCAGAUGCAAAAUACAUAAAAAACUACAAGGACAUAAUGCAUAUGCAUGUAAAAUACACAAAGGAUACUUUACCAUUGUUUCUACACAUGAAACACACACAAACUCAGUAUAUAUACGCAAUGCAUUUACUUAUAAUCAGCACACGAAAUACAUAGCACACAGGCCCAGAAACAUCACACAAUAUAGAUAAAAUGCAGACACAUACUCAGACCCAUUGUCCUGCCCCCAGAGCUGUGAAUGAACAGGCACAAACAAAAGAUCAGAUUUAGUCACCUCUCCCUGGCCUGUGUCUAUAUCCCUCAGUAUCCUUCAAAAAAUCUCUUUCUCUAGUCUUUUCUCUCACCACCAGAUUUCAGUCCUGAAAAGUAACUCCUGAGGUUUCAAGCAGAAGGAUGAGCCACCACAUCGAGCAGAUACCUGACCAAGACCAGGAAGUGCAUGGGGUCUCUAGCAAUUCACCUUCCUCCCACCAGAAACCUGGUUACAGGGUGUGGGAGUAUCUGGGACAGCUGGCAGCCUAAUAUAGGCCUCCUUGCCAUGACUCUUCCUUCCAGCAAAUCCACGCAGACAACCCAGGCUCCCCUACUCCCAUCACCUGGGGUCUCCAGAUUCAGCCCUAUUCUCUUAAAAGCAGUCAUGGCUCAAGAAACUGCAGAAUCUUGAGCCCAGGACCAGGGUGAAGAUGUCCCUAACAUUCUCUAAGCCCACAGAUCUUAUUGCCCCUCCAUCCUCUGCAGCUUUGGGGGGACUAGGUCAGGAAGUUGAGACCCUAUAGAGGCCCGUCUCUUAAAAUGAGCCACUUUUACUUGCUUGUGGCAUUUCACUUGCUCUCGGGCAUACACCCAAAGGGGCCAACUCCCAAUUCCCCUCUGGGGGUGUUCAAGCCCAGGCACGCUCUUCCUUCCCUCUUGCUGGGCUCCCCGAUGCCCUGCCUCCCAUCCAGUUACUAUGCAAUCCAAUUCAGCUAAAGUAAAAAGUGAUGAAGAACAUACACCUAAGGCUAAACAAGCAAACACUUUUUAGAAGGCCUGACCUUAUCGUAUAUUCUAAGGCCAUAUUUAAAUACUUUCUAAGAUUACCCACCAUUUUGGAUUCCUCUUGGAGCCGGUUCUUCCCCUCAGUAGGACUAGCUGAGAGCUGAGUGCAUUUCAGCAAAGGCUUCGCCUACAUUGGAAGUUAGGAGUUGCAGUCAGGCCUUAGAUCAGGAUCCGCUCCUGCAGCCAUUCUCGUUGCAGCUCAUGCUCCUUUCCAGUGAUGCUCGCAGCUCCCAGUCUCUACAGAGAAGGCAACAACAGCAGGAAAUGGACAUGUGGGUCCAAAACUUAUGCUUGGCUGCAAACUUGCAUUUCCAAGUCAAGAUACCAUUCCUGAUGGCUUCAUCAAGUGCCUCUGAAAGUUGGAAUUCUCAGGAAAGUUGGAGUUUUCAGAGGCUGAAAAGAAGGAGCCCCAGGAAGGGUGGAGGGAUUGUCAGGAAGAGAGAGUAGCUGAGCUGGUCAAAUUUCAGAGUAAACUUUUCAGGAGCCAACAUUUACUUCAGAAAUGAUUAAGGCUCUGUGCUUCCUGAAACCUCAGUGAUGCUUGACAUGCUCUCUUCCUUCUUCUCUGCUUGCCUCUGUCCCUCUCACCUGGGCUUCUGAGGCUGGUGUUGGCAAGUCACCAGGAGGUUAGCCUUCUAAAAGGGACUCCCUGGGAGUGUACCUCUAGACCGCAUUAGCCUAGUAUGGACAGGGCUCCCAUGGAAGCUAUGAUGGCCCGAGACCCCAGCCUGGGUGUUCAUGUUGCUGCUCUGUGUGGGGAGGGCUCAGGACUAGCUUGUCCUACCUGUCCUUCCUGGAUCUCUCACUAUGUUGACAUGAGGACUUUAUCAGUGUCAACCCAUGUGGAAAGACGCCAACACCCUCUGGAGUUCCUCAGGCUGGGGGUUUAGCACUGCCCACAGUAGGAGAGUCAUAGAGGCUGACUUUCCCCAAAGGAAACUAUAGAACAGUAUGCAAAUUGCAUAUGAAGGUGGCACCAUUACCGCCAUGUCAGGCAGGGGAGCGCAGUGCUCUGACUUGUUUAGUCAAGAGAGGGGACGGCAGUGCUGAGAUCUGCUCCCCAGGGCUUUCCUGGGGCCCAUUGUUGUAACAACCUAUAUGUCGGUGAUGGCUGCCUGGUCUGUGAGGGUUGUGAUGUCCAGGGUGGUCCUUGGUUACACAAUAGAGGUUCCCCCAGCCUUGGCAAGGUAUCCAUUGCCAGGUUUGAACCCAUGACCUUAACCUUGUUCACAUCAUCAGCCCAGGUGAGCCAACCCACAGGGAGAGGGAUGCUGAGAGCUGUCUCAGUAGCAAUUGUGACUAUCAUCUAUAUCUUCAGACUUGGCCCUUGUUGAGACCAACCCUGUUCCCCUAUCAAAGCAGCCAGCAGGGACAGAUGGAGGUAGGGGCUCCCCUACGCACAGGAAGGGUUCCUUCCUCAAACUAACCUAGUUUACUUUUUCUUUCUGCUUCCCUUCCCACCAAAUCUCAGCUUCAUCUCUCAUAGUUUGUGUUUGACUAUUUUCAAAGAGGAAAAGUGCAAUAAAAUAAAUAGUGACUGUUUUCUGUAGCAAUAGCUCUUUCAAAAUCUCACUCUCAGGACUGAAAAGUGAUAGAUAGUACCUGGAUUAUCAGAUAGUGCCCUUGACUUCUGGGCACUCAUUCACAGUCUCUGUAGUUCCCUCUGCUUCCCACGUGUUUACGUGACUCCUGUCCUCUGAGAUCUGACCUCCUUCUGGAAUGGACACAUGUGCUGAGGUGCAGUAUAUGCACAAGGAAGGCCCGUGAGAGGGCUUUGUCGUUCUGUCUCUUUCCUGUGUGCACCUCUCUGUCUCCAUGUGUGUCUCUGUCCCCUCUCUCUCUGCCUCCCCAUUUCUGCCUGCUGUCACACAGCAUCCUUAUAACCUCUAGGCACAAAAAUCCUAAGUUUGAGUGACCUCCUCAGCCCAUUUUGUUGACUUUCCUUCAGUCUGGCAGGUGUAAUGGAAGCCUACAGGAAAGUGCUUCCCAAUAUAAGAAUAAAGCAUCCUGAGCCAUUACAGAAGAUCAUUUCCAUGCACUAAAAGCCAUUACUUGAUCCUUUUGCUACCCUUCCUCCCUUCCCCAGGGAGAUGGAUGCUGAGGGAAUGUGGCCUGGAGGUUUGCACUUGGGAUCAGUAGCCUGGGCAGAUUUGGGAAUCGCCCUCUAACUCUCCUUCAAAAUAAGCUGACUUGCUCAACCAAAGGGACUCCGUGAGGGCUGCAGAAGGAAGCAAGUUCUUGUUGGUUUCAGUAGAAGUCUACAGGGAUAGAAGUUUGGGUGGUUAGGGCAUGACAUAAGUGAAAUAAAGACUACCACCUGCUAGAGUGUGCAGCUGCACAAAUAUUUGCACACAUAACCAGAGGCUGCAGAAGAGUCCCCUUUUCUAAAACAUCUGUGAGGUUAAAUGUUAAGACUGGACAAUAAGGGAAGGCCGGCAACCCCAGGGUCCCAUUCCAUUCUUUUUUGAUCUACCUUGCUCUAUACACAUGUGUACAGCAAAACGUCAGUUAACUGAUGGGAAACCUCAGGGACGGGAACAUCCUGGUUGCUUUGCAAUUCUGGUUAUUUGAGUGGGAAUGGGAAACAUUGCCUGGUUCAACCUUUGUUAUUGAGAAAAAUAUUUCCUAAGUAGGUUAGUGUAAACUUUCCUGCCUUAGAUAAGUAGAAUGUUUGAAGAUAACAGGAGACCUUGCAUUGUUCAGGGUCAACAUUCGAAACCUCAGUGCUUAUUGUAUAGAAGUGGAGAUAGGUGGAGAAGACCAAAGAGACAGGCUGAAUGGCUGCUGGCUACAAGACAGACCUGGAAAUGGGCCACUGGGGCACAUCCUGCCUCAUCAGAUAGAGCCUUUGCUGUCAUUUGCAUCUUUCUACUGAAAGUAUAGUAAAAAGACAUAAUUCUUGUCAAUCAAGGGUUUGGUUAAUUGGUCCUGAGUUGUUAGAGGUUUUCCAUAUAUACAUAUAUCUGUGUGUGUGUAUAUAUAUAUAGUAUAUGUAUAUAUGUAUACUGUUUUUUAAAUUACAGAAUUAUACAUUGACCAAUCUCCUUAGUUUUACUCAUGUGGAAUAAAUUUGGCAAUCCAAGGAA